CUGUGUAGAUACUGAAAACAGCCAACGCCUUUUAUAUCAUUUUAAAAACAACAGACUUGAAAAAAGGUAAGUCAAUAUGAACUAUACAGAUAUCAGAAUUGAAUAUGGCCACAAUAUUCUUAACUUUCUUAGCAAUUGGGUUGAAGUCCAUUUGAAAUGGCGGAGGAAAAGGAGGUGAAGUGAAGUCGCGUCAACAUGUUCUCUCGCCCAUAGCAUAAUAUAAUUUUUAUGAAACGUAAUUACUUAAGAACUUAUUAGUUGUUACAUUUAAGAUAACAAAUGACGCAGGUAGAUGUUAUACACGAAGUUGCCAGAUAGGCUAUUACAGUAGAUAUUGCCAGAUAUUACAGUUCACGGCCUGUUGACGAUACUAUCUUCUGACCCGGGUGUUUUCUUAAGAGCCGCUGACGCUUGUUGAACACACAUCGCUUGCGGAAAGUUUUUUGGAAACAUAAGGAACGUAUCUUCUAGAUCAGCGAGAACUAAUUUUCAUAAAACAAAAGGUUAAAUUACUACACACAUUUAAAGGAUAUAUCUCCAUGUUUCAUCGCUUGUUUAUGGAAGACAUAGGUGGCCGCCUGUGCUAAUUAGCUAUCUAAUGCGCUCCGAACACCAGUGUGUAAGUGUAACUGGGGAGGAAGUGUAGUUCCUCAACUGGAGGCACACACAGCUUGUGGAUCUGUACAAAACUCUACAGUAAGUGUACCUUUUUUAUUUGAAGGAUUCUUUCGUGCCUGAUGUGAAACAUAGGGGGCAUAUCAACAUAUGUUUCGAAAAACCGGUUUUCAAAGUGAUGAUUAUUGACUUUUCUAAACGUUAAAACACUGCAUCGGUAUUGAAUACUGAACAAAAUCUAAACGCAACAUGCAACAAUUUCAAAUAUUUUACUGAGUUACAGUUCAUAUAAGGAAAUCAGUCAAUUGAAAUAAAUUCAUUUGGCACUAAUCUAUGGAUUUCACAUGACUGGGAAUACAGAGAUGCAUCUGUUGGUCACAAGUAGGGGUGUAGAUCAGAAAAACCAGUCAGUGUCUGGUGUGACCACCAUUUGCCUCAUGCAGCACGACACAUCUCCUUCACAUAGAGUUGAUCAGGCUGUUGAUUGUGGGCUGUGGGAAUGUUAUCCCACUCCUCUUCAAUGGCUGUGCAAAGUUGCUGGAUAUUGGCCGGAACUGGAACGUGCUGUCGUACACGUUGAUCCAGAGCAUCCCAAACAUGCUCAAUGGGUGACAUUUCUGGUGAGUAUGCAGGCCAUGGAAGAACUGGGACAUUUUCAGCUUCCAGGAAUUGUGUACAGAUCCUUGCGACAUUGGGCCGUGCAUUAUCAUGCUGAAACAUGAGGUGAUGUCGGCGGAUGAAUGGCACGACAAUGGGCCUCAGGACCUCGUCACGGUAUCUCUGUGCAUUAAAAUUGCCAUAGAUAAAAUGCAAUUGUGUUCGUUGCCCGUAGCUUAUGCCUGUCCAUGCCAUAACCCCACCACCACCAUGGGGCACUCUGUUCACAACGUUGACAUCAGCAAACUGCUUGUCCCACAUGACGCCAUACACGUAGUCUGCGGUUAUGAGGACAGUUGGAUGUACUGCCAAAUUCUCUAAAAUGACGUUGGAGGCGGCUUAUGGUAGAGAAAUGAACAUUAAAUUAUCUGGCAACAGCUCUGGUUGACAGUCCUGCAGUCAGAAUGCCAAUUGCACGCUCCCUCAAAACUUGAGACAUCUGUGGCAUUGUGUUGUGUGACAAAACGGCACAUUUCAGAGUGGCCUUUUAUUGUCCCCAGUACAAGGUGCACCUGUGUAAUGAUCAUGCUGUUUAAUCAGCUUCUUGAUAUGCCACACCUGUCAGGUGGAUUGAUUAUCUUGGCAAAGGAGAAAUGCUCACUAACAGGGAUGUAAAAAAGUUUGUGGCAAAAAUUUGAGAGAAAUACAUUUUUAGUGCGUUUGGAAAUUUUCUGUGAAGUUUUAUUUCAGCUCAUGAAACAUGGGACCAACACUUUACACGUUGCGUUUAUAUUUUUGUUCAGUGUAGUUCACAUGGAGCCCAAUGUUGGCAAAUGUAACCACUGAAAACCCUACAUACGGAGAAAAAGAUUCUGAGAGCUACAGUCUGUUUCCUAUAAGUGGACCUAUUUAGACCACAUACCCAUUACGCCCACUUCCAUCUUUGCAUUCAAAGAAAAAAAGAAACAUUUUGCACUAUUUUAUGUUUCAACCAGGUCAUGUUUUUAUUCUAAGCCAAUUAAAUGUAUUAUUAAAGUUAUUGUCAAUUUCAAAGCUGCAAAAAAAGCGCAUUUUCAGUUUGUCUAUAUUUACGGAGGUUAUAGCAUAGGCUAACCAAUUCUAAAUGGCACUAGCAUUUCACAAAGUAGCCUAAGUGGAAAAUAGAUGGGAUACAAUCUUUCCAAAACUGCAGCUUGUUGUUGGAACAUAUUUCCCUACUUCAAUCAACCAGUCCAUUUUGAAUUUGUGAUAAAACUGUCAUCAUUUGGUAAGGAAUGUAUCCCAUCAGUUAUAUGCAUUUUUUUCUGUAGGUUUAUCGGGAGCUUGUGUGCGCAGGAAGUGGUCGGAACACAACUGUGUGAUGCUUGGCUUGGUUUCUUUUUUGUUGUGCCCUGCAAAUGCACAUGUACAAAUGGAACACUAGAGUCAAAGCAAAUUAAAGUUGUCUUCAAGACAAAAUAAAUAAAACAAUUGGGACAACAUUUUACUUGCCCGUUCGGGCAGCCACAAAUCACAUUCCACCAAAUAGUUUUACAGUAUUUGAAAAAGAAGUGAUCUCUGGUUAAAGGUCGAGCUUUGACAUCCGUUCGAGUACUCGAUUACUCAUGCCCAUCCCAACUUGAAUAGCCUAUAUAGCCUAUAGAUCAGAUCAAGGAGCCAAGCGACAACACUGCCCCCACGGCUGUGGAAGGAAUGAUACGGCGUGUCUCAAAUUUUUUGGUAGUAAAAAAAGUAUGUAAAAUGCCGGAGCGUAUUACAAAGAGAUGCCCCAUUUGUGCCGAAAACCGACAUUGCAACACUCCGAAUCGUGCGUCUGCAUAGAGCUUGUAGUAAGCUUAAGUUGUUAGCUUCUUGCGAUCAAGCUCCUCUUGGUAACAGCAGAGAAUCCCCUCCUGGAUCAUAAAGCUACUUCCAUUCAUUUUUUUAAACCGGUACCUGGUUACCUUCAGACUAAUCAUGUGACACUUGUGGGGGUCAUAGAACAAAAAAAGAGAACCCCAUCAGUGGGGAUUAAAAAGUGAGUAUACGCAAUGCCCACUGAAAACAUUGUGGGUGUACGGCGUAUACCUGCGUAUAGCCCCCACUACACCACUGGGCUAAAGUCUUCCACCCAGUGACCAGAUGCGAACCUGAUGAAGUGACAGAGAAGCAACCCAUGUCCUUCUCUGUGUCUGAUGCAUUUUUAGCCCCAGAUUAAAUAGGUGUGCUUGUCUUUCUGAUGUGUGAAGGAUGUGUUGCUAUGCACAGAGGCCUUCACCCCCUCUGAUACCCUGCGUCACUCACUCAUUGAGACAUUAAUUUUGGAUUCCCAUGAGUUGCUUGCUAGUCACUGAAUGAGUGCCUCGGACCAGUGCUUUGUGAGGGGCCCAGAAGUACUGGCAGGUAUCCAGGUAUGGCGUAGGCGUACUGGUGUGUUAAAUUAGCCAGGUCCUGCAGGAGAUGGAGCCCUCGGCUGUCCUUACUCAAGCCUCUGGUAUUCUGCUAAUCUGAGUGGGCGUAUAUGAGUCAGUGGUCAUUGUGUGUCUGUGUGUAUCCAUCCUGAAUCUUUUCAGCAGUUCCAUCUGCAGCAGUUCCUCUAUUUGUUCCUUUCUUUGUUGUAUCCUCUACAGUCUACAUUCACUCCCCCAGAAUCUAGCUGCCAUUUUUGGAUCCCCUUUCCACACCUCCUCCCGUUCCUGUCCUUUCUGCCCCCACAUUCUCUCAGUUCUCUACCAAGAUUCCAACAGUCCCCCACCCCUCUGCUCACUGAGUAUCAUGCUCAUGUUUUUCAUGCAUGUGUUUUUGAUAGGUAGUCGAGAGGUCCUCAAGCACAGUUAUAUUGUCACAUUGACAGUUAGGCCGGGGCCUAUGUUGUUAUAGCAAAGUUGUUACAUUGCUGUAAUAACACAACAUAGAGAAACAAAAAACACAAUCUGCACACAGUUUGCCAAAUGCUGAGUACAGCUAAAGGAGGACUUACUCUAUAUAUCACAAUGACUUGUCCCUAUGGUCAGAGUGGUUUUCUGGGCUGUGGAGUGCAGCGCUACAACCUAUCAUUAGUCUGUAGUUCUCAUAGUUUAACCUCUUCAAGAGGUUUUUAAGAGGGCAAAUGACUUGUGAGUGAUCCAUCAAGGCCAGAGGAUGUAGGCUAAUCCCAGGAUAGAAAAUGAUCACAUUAACUCUGUUUAAACGAUCACAAGUAAAAUAUUUUAUAUUAAAGCAAGAGUCAAGGGUGAUGAUAAAUUCAUAUAGGCUAUUUGCUUUAAGCUGUCACUCACUGCUAUGAUUUGAUACAAGAGUUGGCUGUUUGACAUGUCCAAAUGAGGUCCCUGUUGCCCUUUAGUGGCUCUGUUCUAAGUAAUUUGUUGUUCCUCUCUCAAAAAAAGAGGAAACCAAAAAAGGAAGUGAGAUUAUCCCAAACUCAAAAAGGAGGCUGACCUUUUCCCUGCUAUGAGUUAAAACCUCGCAAUUCUCACAUGUCAAUCUGAUGUUGUUUUAUUUAUUAAAAUUAUUAUAAUAAGAAGGGAAAACAGCAGGGGCUAAAGGUCGGGAGUUCAACACCCACAACUAAGAAUCAUAGAUGAUAGAUUAUACAGACAGAGGGGAUUGAUAGCUGCAUCAUUGAUUUAUGGGAGCUCAUAACUUUGGUUAUAUGUAGAACAGAAGCAUGAUGUUCCUGUGGACAUGAUUGAUGCGACUACUCUGGCCUGAUGGGAUCAAGUGGCUUAUUCAUGCAUCAUCGUUUGCUUGGUAUUUGACCCUGAGUGUGUUUUAAGAGCAUAACCCUGAACCCAGUCCCCAUUUUACAGCCCCAAUGUAGCACAAUGAGAGGCUUAUUGUGGCCAAAGAUUAUAAGAAAGUCUAGUAAAUAACUAACACGUGGCCCCUUGCUUUGGGGAAUUCAUUCUUCAGGGUUUGUUGUUUUGGGUCCCAAAUGAACAUUUAAAGAGUUAGCCGGGUUAGAUUUGGACACUGUUGGGUGCCCUUUUUAAUAAUGUGCUCUAAUUUUCCCAUUAUUUAGGGAGAGUGAAAAGGUACAGAAAGAGACUGAGCAUGAGAGAGAGAAAGCACAGAAAGAGCAAGCCAGCCCUGCUGCUGCAGGGAAAAGAGGGAGGGGGGAUGUGGGGAAGUGAGAUGGAUUUCCCGUAAAUCACCAUCAACCAAUCACAGCUCCUACCCAGGUUGGCAGUGGCCCAGUGGGAUCAAGCGACACCAAGCAACCGAGAUACACAGCAAAAUUACAGAGUGAAGUAGAGAGAGGGAGAGAGAGAGUCAAAAGAGACCUGUAUUACAGAGAGUGAGUUAUCAUUUGUAAGGAUAGGGGUAUAUACUAGCACAAUAUUUGACUUUUUUGAGUUUAGUUGAGUGAAAAACGGAUAACCAGAAGAGAUUGCAGACCUGCAAUUCAGACCUGCCUCUGUCGGUAGGUCUAUGUUUCCUUCCUCAAUGUCUGUUUUUCUGUCCAGUUCUUUGUCAAAGGGCCUGUUCUUACUUCCGCCCCACUUGACUUCAGUUGGGGUGUGGUGCUGUGUUUUGGAGGAGGGGUACGUGUGCGGAGCUCUCGCUUUAGCAGGAAGCAAUGAUCAGUGAAUGAGAAAGCUGGUGCGCCUGCUCAGAGUCUGGGUUAGACAAAGUGUGUGUGGAGGAUGGGACAGAGAGAUGGACAGGAAAGUGGGGAGUUGACUCUCAAGGAAGCAAAAUUCACUGAACAGUGUGUGGAGUGUUUUAUUUUAAUGCUAUACAGGUUCUAAGAGAUGUCUUACAUGAUUUGCAUAUGCGGGUAUAAACAGGGUAGUUGAGUAUUUACUUAGCAUUUACCCUGGCAGUCAACCUGAGCUUGGUCUGUCAUAAAGGGAACAGGGCACCUGUCUAAGGGAAGAGCAAAAGUGAGGGGGAAAUAUAAACUCCUGUGAAGUGCAGGCACACUGAUGCAACAUGCAGCAACCCUAGCUCUACAGCUCUCAGCUUACAGUGUACACUAAGCAGGCCUAGGUCCAAAGCCUCUCUGUCAUUUCUCUACUGAUUUAAACAUGAUCAGACAAGGAUCUGAGUUUUCAUUUGAAAGACAAACUCCAUGCUUGAUGCUUGUUAACUGACAAUAAAUACAUGAAAACAGCAUACACCUAUAUCAUUGGUAUGCAAACAGAAAUCAUGCCAUGUUUGACCAGUCUAGCUCAUUGUAUCUUAUCCCAGCAGUUUUCAUGUGUAUUUUAUUUUGCAUAGAGGCUGUCAGAGAGUUCAAGGUGUUUUGUGCUGUUCAACUUAUAUUGCGCCCUCCAACACAAACACCUCCUUCUAUUCUAUGGAACUGAGGCAGGCCUGUUCCUUGAACAUGCCAUGUAGCAGUCUUUACAACACGACUACUUCCUGGUGUUAACUACACAGUUGUAACUGUCAAAACAAGGCCGUGAUCGAGUUUCCUGUCUCAUUCGCUCACCGCAAAACUUGAAGUUUCAGCAGAGAAGGAGUUGCGAUCAAGUUUCUGUGUCAAGCAUACACUUCCUCCAUGUUGAGAAAGUGAUGUUUCAAAUCAAAUUGUAUUGGUCACAUGCGCCGAAUACAACAGAUGUAGACUUUACCAUGAAAUACUUACUUACGAGCCCAUUCCCAACAAUGCAGAGUUAAAAAGUACCCAAAAUAUUUGCUUUGGAAACGAGGCGCAAUACAAGGCAGAGAUCAUAAAUUACUAGAUUUACUUGUUUCACCGCCACACAAAGGCGGCCAUUGUUCCAUUCUUAGCAGGUGCGAAGUUCAGUUGACAUGAGGGAGGAUCUUUGCAGAAGUUAAUAAACUAUACUGGGGGUUUUGAUUACCCAGUCGCUGUCCCUGCAAUCACAAGCUCUGCUCCGCUCUCUGCUAAUGGACAGGUGUGAGGAUCGCUUAGAUCAGCAAGUUGGUUGCUGUGGGAUGUGCUUCAACUGAAGUGCUGUACACUGAGCUUUUCAAGGAUGGACCGUUUUGAAUAGUCCAACCAACAGCGAAGUUAGUAAACAGGAUAAAACCGGGGCCUUCCGGGUUGCGCAUACACUAAGGCAAUGCAUCGCAGUUCUAGCUGUGUUACUACAGAUCCUGGUUUGAUACCGGGCUGUGUCGCAGCUGGCCGUGUCCUUGUCCCAUCACGCUCUAGCUACUCCUGUGGCGGGCCGGGCGCAUGCACGCUGACACGGUCGCCAGGUGUAUGGUGUUUCCUCUGACACCUUGUGCGGCUGGCUUCCGGGUUAAGCGUGCAUUGUGUCAAGAAGCUGUGCGGCUUGGCAGGGUUGUGUUUCGGAGGACGCACGGCUCUCGACCUUGGCCUCUCCCGAGUCCGUAGGGGAGUUGCAGCGAUGGGAGAAGACUCUAACUACCAAUUGGAUAUGACAAAAUUGGGGAGAAAAAGGGGUAAAAAAAAAAAAAAAAAGGAUAAAACCAUGUUUUAAUCUGAAUUGACAUCAUUUUCUGUUUCCUUCUCCAGCAGGUGAGAUGGAGGUGAGUCAAAGGAUCUUUAACUCGACCAGACCAUUCUUAGAUUCACCCCAAAUAGAACUGAAGGGGUCUUGCCCAGGCCUCCCCAGCCCAGCAGGCAGGACGAGUGACGAGGAGGGGAAGGAGAGCAAAGGGGACCUCAUGGGUUGUUUGAAACCCAGUGUAUAUCAAGUCCUAACACACGGCACAGCAGAACAAGUGGGUGAAGCAGGUCCGCUGAACCAUCUGAAGUGCUCGAUCAUAGCCCAGGCUGUAUGUGAGUAUAUUAAGGACGGGGCGAUACUCGUUUUUAUAGGAUUAACUGCAGAGAGAGAGAGAGAGAAAAUGGCACCAAGCUAACACCUGCUGUCUGUGCUUCCCUAGGUGAAACCCAAGACUCCCAGGAGUUCAGCCCUUCCUGCUCCAAACGCUCCUAUGUCGCAUCCCCCAACUGCUUAAUCAACCGGUAUGACCUCACUUAUCCCUCCAUAACACACUCCAUCAUUAUCUCUCCUUCCUUCUUACAGUCUUCUGUUUUCGUGGCAGUACUCUAUUCACACAGGCAUUGCUGUUGUGUCUUCCACAGGGCCUCCUCAGAGCACAACAAUGUGGCGUGUUCCACCGCAGCCUCCAACCAGGACAAACCAGGCUCCCCGGCCCACCACUCCCCCAGGAAGAAGCUAAGGAAGAAACAGAAGAGGAAGGAGAAGAAAGAGGAGGAGAGGGAGACAGGGAACCAGAGACAGAGACGUAGAGUGCCUUCUGGUGUCCCUGAGCAGGAGAGCCAGACUGGCAGUUCUCCUCAACUGAUCCAGACCCAGGUAAGAUGAGCACUCUCCCUGUAACAUCCUACCAUCAGACACAAAAUGGAUGACGUUGAACUCUAGUUGAACUUGAAGUGCCUUUCUUGUGAUUCAUAGUCUGUAGUAUGAACCGUAGACGGUCUCAUAUAGUGUUUGAGCUUCUAUCAGCAAACAUCCUAGCACAAACAUUAGCAUUCCAACCAGGAGGAAGUGAUUCAGAGAACUCUUGACUGUCUGAGACAAAGCUUCAUUUCAGGUGUCCAUAGUCUUGAAGCCUCACCCACACAGAUAGUUGUCAGUGUCAGCAUCAUCACCUGGAGUUGAAAGCUCUUUCCUGGCAGACAGUCACCUUUAAUCACCUGGGGGUUGUUGUUUUUCUCCCCUUUAGGAGGACGCUUCAGAGCCCCAAAGAUGCCAAAGUAACAUCAGCACUUUCUGCAGUAGCAGUAUCCAGAGUUUAGAGGUGCAUGACACAAGAUGCCCCCCUUACCCCCUCCAGGACUGCAACAGGGGCCCCAGCCCUCCCCACCAAAGCUGGGGCCCCCAGGUGUUUAGCCCCCCCUCCAACCUCUUAAUCUAUGGGCAGGAGAGUGACUCGGACUCUCCUCUCAGCAGUGUGGGAGACUGUUCACUGGCCCUAGCGGGGCUCAGGGGCAGUGUCAGUCAGGAGGACCGAUGCUAUGCAGGUCCCUUCUGCAAAGACGUGGAAAGGGAUGUCAGGGAGGAGGGAGAAGUCUCAGAGACUGACACCAACGAGGGCCUGAUCUUCAAUGAGGUAACUUUCCAGACUGCAAUAGUUGUCGAUAAAGGCAGUUGUUUACUUGUGGCUUUUUCUGAUUCCUCCUUAUUCAUUCAGCCAAUUGUUCUUUCUCAUUUCCUAUUAGAAUAUCCAGCCUGUCAAUUAUGAGUACAGGGAGGGGAAGGACUACAUCCUCUGCAAGUCUAUCAACACAGGAUCAUACGGGGAAGUGUGCAGUGUGCAAGACAACAGAACACACUUCAGAUUUGCCGCCAAAAAGGUACAACAGCACUUACACUCUUUGUGUAUACAUCAUCUGUGUGUUAUCUCUCGCUAUUGAUAACUAUAGAACUCUCUCCUUCCUCACAGAUUCUCCUGAAAAGUUUUAGUAGUGAGGAAGUGGGUACGUGGAGUGCCCUGAAGUCUCCUCGCGUGGUGGAACUCUUCGGAGUGAUCAGAGAGGGGCCCUACGUCAUCCUCUUAAUGGACCUCAAAGCUGGUGAGCUAUAUACUAUACUAUACCUUGAUCUCAGGCAGUGACCUAGAUACUAGUGAUGCGCGGGCCAGCUGUUUGUUCACCCGCUCCCGCCCGCAAUUGCUAAUAACCCAUCUGCAACCGCCCGACUAUAUGUGAUAAAGUGAAAAUUUGAGGCCCGACCCUAACCCGCUAAUAUAGAAAAAUGCUGUAGGCUACAGUCCAAGACAGUGGAAUGAUUUUCUCCUGAUUUUAGUUAUGUUUCUACUUAUAAUUUCUGACAUUUUGGUAGACUAUUUGUUAGUCAACUUGUCUAUAAUUAGAUACAUGCAGCUUCUCUUCUGUCAUUAUAUGUUGCCCUAGAAGACUAAAUAAACCCUUCCUCACCAGAAACGUAAUAAAUUAUAGAAUGAAUGCUUCAAUCUAGUUGACAUCGGUAAAAUAGUUUUUCUCUGUCAUCUUCUUUCGUGGAGCAAAGAUGUUUAGGGACCAAAACAUAAGGGAAUGAUUUUCUGUGCUAAAUUUCCAAAUGACAUCAGUUUGACCCAACAUGUUUCUGAUAAGAUUUCAGUUCGGCUUGAAUGCCUCUUUUAUGUGGUUGAAAUACUAUCAGCUUUUAUGAUGCUGAUAGAGAUAGAUACCAUCUGUACAGGUACUAACUGAGCAUUCGCAUUCUCUCAAAAUGCUGAAAUAAAUAAAUCAUAUUUCUCCACUCCUGUUCCUGAGUCCAAAUUUUGCCUACAUUUGGUUUAUCAUUUUACUGCAAGAAAUGCUUAAUUCUGCAGGAGUUAAUAUUAAGGCAAUGUGAGAGGUUAUAGACCUACAGUCAGUGUCCAGAUUUCAGUUUCCAUUUAACCCAUCUGAACAGUAGGCUACAGUUCCCUUGAACUUCCCUAUUUGAAGUCCUCGUCUUGUGACUGUUGAAUUUGGAUAGCGCCUCACAAUCAUCACACUUUUACCACUUCACCAAAUCUUUCUCAAACACAACUUUUCUGGCCCUCCCUUCUCUUUAUUUUCAACUCUCCAUUUCACAGCUUUUCUGUUAUUGAAUUAAACUCUGACAUUGGCACGCGUACAGUUAGACCCCUAGGUUUAUGCACUAAUGCCAGAUAGCCUAAAAUGAUUAAAGAAAAACCUCAAUGUAGCCUAUAGAUAUAAAUUGCGCAAGAAUUAUAAAUGUAUGAAUUUUUUUCAAGGUAUUGUUUCUCUUUAUUCAACCGGCCCGCCACCCACCCGCCCUUCAUCCACACAAUAUUUAAUGAUCUGAAACCCGUCCGCCCCGCAUAUAUAACCGCGGGUUAUGAGUCAACCAGGGCAUCACUACUAGAUACCUCUGUUACAGUUUCUCGAAGGAUGCCUCUAAUUACCACUAUGAUUUUGAGGUGAUUUUCCAUCACCCACUGACCCCUCCUGCCCUCUUCUCUAUUGUCUGCUUCUAGGCUCUGUGGGUCAGCUUAUUAAAGAGAGGGGUCGGCUACCUGAGGACCUGGCCCUGCACUACCACUGUCAGGUCCUGGGGGCGCUGGAACACCUGCUGAAGAGACGAGUGCUACAUCUGGACAUAAAGGGUAGGCCGAGACAUGAGAUAAUGAAAAUGGCUGACUUAUGAACAAAACUACAGCAGAAGGUUAAUAACACACAUGGCAACUAAAUGUCUGGGCACAUACACUGACUCUGGUGAUGACACUAGGCAUUUUCAAACUAGGUUUGAUUAUGGCGUUUGAUUAUGGUAGCUAUUAAAACAGUAAUUACAAGACUUGUGUCUUGACAGUCGACACAUGUAAAGAGCAAUAGAAGAAGCAGACGUUCAGGAUAUUCAUAUUUUGAUUCAUAUUUUGCCUUGGUGAGAGUAAGUUAUUUCUCGGCUGUUUUUGCAGUUGUUAUGUGGAACACAAGAGUCACAGAUCGUGUCUUGAUCUCGAGCACCUGUGUUGUGAAACCAGAGCACCACAGGCUGAGAACGCGCCAAGCCGGGAAUUUCCCACAGUGUGACUCACCGCUGCUCUUUAGAGAGGGCGCAUGCGCUCGCCAGCCAGAGAGGGAGAGCCAGAACUAGAGGAAGAGAUUAAGCGAGAGAGCAAAGGAUAGACAGUCGUAACCGCAUGGCUCAGUGCUCAGACGCCACCUGGUGUCAGACAUGCCACACCACAGGCACAGAUACAACAGGGAGGUUUGGCCAAGUCACCUGCUGCCUGUCUAUUAUGCUAUAAGACCCAGAUUCAUUCUUUCCCCAACAGCUGUUUCUUAAUAGCCAACAUGACUUGGAUUUGACUCUCUUUUCCCCCUGGCUACCAGAACAUCGCCCUGUCUGCAUAGCUACAGUGCUGCUAAAUAUGGCUGUCUCAUCCCAGGAUUACAGAACAACAAUAACCGAAUCCAGCAUAUAGCCAUAGAUUAACAUGCCUUCCUGUGUGUGUGUGUGUUGCAGCGGACAAUGUGUUGCUGUCAGAGGAUGGGAGGGACACCUUUCUGUGUGACUUUGGACACUCGGAGAGAAUGGACAUUCGUGGACAGAGCCUAAGUGCAUCCCAAGGAGGUAGCAAAAUAUGAACUCAAGCCUCCACUAUGAAAUACAGAGGGUUUGACCUGGUUGUCAUGUCUAAAUGUAUACUCUGUGUAUGUGUGUGGGAGCAGAUCUGAAGGGGACAGAGACUCAUAUGGCCCCGGAGAUUGUGAAAGGGGAAACCCGCGGAGCCAAAGCAGACGUGUGGAGCAGCUGCUGCAUGUUACUGCACAUGCUCAUUGGCUGCCAGCCCUGGACACGAUACUACUCCCGCCCACUGUACUUCAAGGUAUCAUUCAACACAACACCACCCUGUCUUCAUACUUGACAUGUGACACAUACUGUAUGUAGCUACAGUGGGGGGAAAAAAGUAUUUGAUCCCCUGCUGAUUUUGUACGUUUGCCCACUGACAAAGAAAUUAUCAGUCUAUAAUUUUAAUGGUAGGUUUAUUUGAACAGUGAGAGACAGAAUAACAACAAAAAAAUCCAGAAAAACGCACGUCAAAAAUGUUAUAAAUUGAUUAGCAUUUUAAUGAGGGAAAUAAGUAUUUGACCCCCUCUCAAUCAGAAAGAUUUCUGGCUCCCAGGUAUCUUUUAUACAGGUAACGAGCUGAGAUUAGGAGCACACUCUUAAAGGGAGUGCUCCUAAUCUCAGCUUGUUACCUAUAUAAAAGACACCUGUCCACAGAAGCAAUCAAUCAAUCAGAUUCCAAACUCUCCACCAUGGCCAAGACCAAAGAGCUCUCCAAGGACGUCAGGGACAAGAUUGUAGACCUGGAAUGGUCUACAAGACCAUCGCCAAGCAGCUUGGUGAGAAGGUGACAACAGUUGGUGCGAUUAUUCGCAAAUGGAAGAAACACAAAAUAACUGUCAGUCUCCCUCGGCCUGGGGCUCCAUGCAAGAUCUCACCUCGUGGAGUUGCAAUGAUCAUGAGAACGGUGAGGAAUCAGCCCAGAACUACACGGGAGGAUCUUGUCAAUGAUCUCAAGGCAGCUGGGACCAUAGUCACCAAGAAAACAAUUGGUAACACACUAUGCCGUGAAGGACUGAAAUCCUGCACCGCCCGCAAGGUCCCCCUGCUCAAGAAAGCACAUAUACAGGGCCGUCUGAUGUUUGCCAAUGAACAUCUGAAUGAUUCAGAGGAGAACUGAUUGAAAGUGUUGUGGUCAGAUGAGAACAAAAUCGAGCUCUUUGGCAUCAACUCAACUCGCUGUGUUUGGAGGAGGAGGAAUGCUGCCUAUGACCCCAAGAACACCAUCCCCACCAUCAAACAUGGAGGUGGAAACAUUAUGCUUUGGGGGUGUUUUUCUGCUAAGGGGACAGGACAACUUCACCGCAUCAAAGGGACGAUGGACCGGGCCAUGUACCGUCAAAUCUUGGGUGAGAACCUUCUUCCCUCAGCCAGGGCAUUGAAAAUGGGUCGUGGAUGGGAAUUCCAGCAUGACAAUGACCCAAAACACACGGCCAAGGCAACAAAGGAGUGGCUCAAGAAGAAUCCCAUUAAGGUCCUGGAGUGGCCUAGCCAGUCUCCAGACCUUAAUCCCAUAGAAAAUCUGUGGAGGAAGCUGAAGGUUCGAGUUGCCAAACGUCAGCCUCGAAACCUUAAUGACUUGGAGAAGAUCUGCAAAGAGGAGUGGAACAAAAUCCCUCCUGAGAUGUGUGCAAACCUGGUGGCCAACUACAAGAAACGUCUGACCUCUGUGAUUGCCAACAAGGGUUUUGCCACCAAGUACUACGUCAUGUUUUGCAGAGGGGUCAAAUACUUAUUUCCCUCAUUAAAAUGCAAAUCAAUUUAUACAAAUUUUGACAUGCGUUUUUCUGGAUUUUUGUUUUGUUAUUCUGUCUCUCACUGUUCAAAUAAACCUACCAUUAAAAUUAUAGACUGAUCAUGUCUUUGUCAGUGGGCAAACGUAUAAAAUCAGCAGGGGAUCAAAUACUUUUUUCCCUCACUGUAUAUGAAGAUUUGUAAAAAAAAAUUGUAGCCAAUAUUGGGCCCUGAUUGGAUUUAAUCUUCAUGUCAUGGAUUGCUUGUUCAUGUCGCUAUUGUUACAGAUAGCCAAUGAGCCUCCGCCUCUGAGGGAGAUCCCGCCCGACUGCAGUCCCUUCACUGCUGAUGUCAUAAAGGCGGGACUACAGAAGGAGCCAACCAAGAGGGCCUCCGCUUCGGAGCUCAAGGGAAGAGCAGCCAGAGCUCUGAGAGAAGGUGAGGGGGUAGCACCGCCACUGUUUUUAGAUCAGUUCUUAGAUGUUAAAAACUGGCUGUUAACCAUGUUCAUGUGAAUACUGGCUAACCAACCUACUGCUUUUAGAUCAGUCCUUAGAUGUUAUAACUUUGUUAUAACUGACUAACAACCCUACUGUGUGCCUGUAGUGGGAGGACUCAGCAGCCCCAUCAGAGGGUCCUAUAAGGAGCCACUACAGAUAGAUGACAGCCCCAGCCAGUCUAGCCAGCCCCGGCCUCCCUUCAGCAGCGACACCUGCUCUGAGGAGAGCCCUGAGCUAUGGCUGGAAUCCAUGAACCCAGGGGGGAAGGAGAUGAACAAUGAUGAUGAGGAGGAGGAGGAAGGCAGUGAAGAGACAACCUCACCUCCAGACUCACCUCGCUCUCUACUGACACAACUCCAUGAAUGGCAAAAUCCCAAGAUGGCCGACGUCACCUCCACCGUGUCCGAGCUUGAACUGCGCAAACUGGAGAGAGGUGAGGGUUGUUACAACAUUCUGCGUGUUUUCUGUCUGUCAGUCUAUGUAUCUAAGUAAAUUUUACUUGAUGUGUAUCUGUGUGUCUACGGUAUAUCAAGUCAAGUCAACUCUUCUGUUCUUAACACUCUUCUUUUGCUGUGUUUGUCUGCAGAGUUCUACCUGACCAGUCUGUCUCAGCUGCACUCAGCUGAAACCCAGGAACAGCUACUGUCCUGCCUGAGCAGCAGUGACUGUUACUCCAACAGGGACUUAUGGGACAGAAAGGUAACCCACCAUAUAAUAUGGCCAGAUGUAGGGUGUGUAAUGUGUUUCUGUGGGUUGGUAGCACAUUCACAGUUCUCCCACUCCCUGACUACAGGACUCUGGCCGUUGGUCCAUCAGCCCAGGUGAUGACCUCAGCUCUGGCGUGUUCUCCUACAACAGCCAACCGGACGGACAGAUUCUCAGUAUGGACUGGCUGGUUCACCAUACACACCUGUCUCCACCACGAUGCUUUGAGGGUGAGUGACAUCUCUCAUUAUCUGACCCUGGGGCUUAUUCAGGAAGGUGCUACAGCUCAGGAUGUUUAGAUAAGAGUAUCAUGUCAUAUUGUUUCCCACUGGAUAGGACCUCAUUCCCAUAGAGAUCUCAUUCAUGCUGAGAAAGCAUGUGCAGUGCACUCAUGUUGGCUGUUUCUCUGCACUGUGAUUGGCUCAGGAGUUGACGUCUGCAUCACGGACGUAAAUGGGCAAAGCAUCCGGAUCCGAGAGAAACGCAGGGUGAAGGUGGGCCACAUCGCCACGGGAAUCAGCGACCAGGUGAGUGAGGGCUCAUGGCUGACUUUUCAAUCUGCCUCCCCUGACAACAAGUAAUAAUAUAAUAAUAAAUAAUAAUAAGUCAUGCACGAUCAUAUUGUCCUUUUCACAGGCGACUACACACAGGCCUUCAUUACACCACCAUAAACCUUACACCUGUGUGUCUCUCUCUCCCCUAGAUCUCUGAGAGGGUGUUCACCAUGGAGACUCAGGAGCGGGAGCCAGUGGCCCAUGAUGAGGAGGUGCAGGACUCUGGCCUUCUGCUCCGCUGUGUCCCUGCUCCUGACUACAGUCAGACCUGGAGAUGGAGGGUCAAGGAGGGGGUGCUGGAGACU
This is a messenger RNA of Coregonus sp. 'balchen', 15983 nucleotides long. The record is from the annotation of a GenBank genome assembly. NCBI's taxonomy places the organism in Eukaryota, Metazoa, Chordata, Actinopteri, Salmoniformes, Salmonidae.